Messenger RNA from Physcomitrium patens, 2512 nucleotides. NCBI's taxonomy places the organism in Eukaryota, Viridiplantae, Streptophyta, Bryopsida, Funariales, Funariaceae. The record is from RefSeq and is a predicted model, not a curated record.
UAACCCUGGAGUGCGCGAGAGAUUCGAAAAAUAGGCUUUACAAUUUUUGGGUGCUCCUCUGAGGAAUUGGAGGCGUUGAAUUGGAGCUUGUAGAUUGACAGGAGCUGUAGGUUGAGGAGUGGGGGGUUGCGGAGAUGUGAAUACUGCUAGUUCAAUUGCAUUGGGACGUAGUCGUGGGCAGCCACUGGGGCAACCAAGGUGUGAAGCGUGUGUGUGAGAUUUGCCUUGAUAUGGACACGGUGGCAGGAGGGUUUUUGUUGUUUUCGCUAGGGUUUGUUUGUGGUGAGUGUUGCUACAGGCGUGACCUUAUCUGUUGAGGUCGAGGAGCGAUAGGUCGGGGCAUGGUUGAAAAGCUGAGAUGUGUGCAUUUUGCUAGUUAUUUUUCCCUGAACUGGUGGAGCCGUUGCGAAGGUAUUUUGGUCAGGAAUAAUUUUACAUUCAGGAGUAUUUGCGGUGACGUUGUGGAGAUUUUUUGUGGAUGCGAGUGUGGUGAGCGAUACGAUGGUAUCGUAUCGUUUGCAAUCAGCAGAGGUGCGGUUGAUGGUAGGCAAUGGGAUUUCCGUUACAGAGAGGAGUGAAAUAUGUAUUAAGACCCUCACGUGUUAGCAUCCGAAGUUCGGACAGCACCCUACCAGUGCAGCAACCAUGGGUUCCGAUGUAUUCCCAGGCUUGUCUUUGCGCAAAAUCCAUGUCAAGGAGAAAGAAGCUUUCACAGUGGACUCCACGGUCUCAAAGAUACAUUCAGAAAUCGUAGUCGAUGAGCCUGUGACCCCAGCUGGACGGUUAUUCAUGCAAGAAGAAAUGAAUGUCUACAUCCUGUGCACUCUGGCAUUCGUCAACCCUAUUGAUGUGCCAGAGUUCAAAAAGACAAUGAUAGCGACUAUCGUCAAUCACAAGCGGUUCCAUAGUAUUAUCUCGAAGGACAAGAAGGGGAACGAUGUAUGGGUUCCAGUAGACGUCCAAAUUGAUGACCAUGUCGUGGUACCGACAGUUGACAAGGCGGCUCCUCGAUACGUAGAGGAUUACAUCACCGACCUUGCCCUCGCUCCUCCAUUGGAUGUGUCACGACCUAUGUGGGAAUUCCACGUGCUCAACGGCACCGAAUCGGGGGAAGAUGGAGCAACUGCGCAUAUGAUAAUGCGAGUGCACCAUGCCUUAGGGGAUGGCACGUCCCUCAUGUCUCUAAUGCUGGCUUGCACGCGGCGACUGGGGAAGCCUGACGAGCUUCCUGCGGUGCCGGUGGCAAGGGUACGCGUGAAGGAGAAGAAGAGUUUGUUUAGGCAGAUGCUGGGAUUACUUUUUCUCUUCUGGAAUACGCUUGUAGGCAUUUUUUUGUUCACGUCGACGGCGAUCUGGUUGAAAGACAGUGACAGCGUGAUCAAAGGUCACUUCGGGGUUGAGAAGGAAAAGAAGAAGCUGGUUUAUCAAAGCAUUGAUAUGACUGAUAUGAGUAUUGUUAAGAAUGCUGUCAAUGGGACGAUCAAUGACGUCCUCAUGGGCAUGGUCUCUGAAUCGGUCCGACUCUAUCUAGAAGAUCGCUAUGCAACAGACUCUUCUCCUAUCAAGCAGGCUGGGGGUAAGGAAGGCCAAGCUGAAGCAGUGGACAUGAAGAAGGUUGCCUCUCAUGUAGAAAAGCUGAGAAUUCGUGCUUGUGCCUUAAUGAACACCAGAGCAACACCAGGUUUGCAGGAGCUGGCAUCCAUGAUGGAUGGGGGGUCGCAACAUCGGUGGGGUAACCAUAUGGGAUACCUACUGAUCGAUAUUCCUCUAAAACACCAACUGGAUCCACUGGAAAAUGUAAUAGCAGCCAAAAAAUACACUGAUCGCAAGAAAUCAUCGCUCGAGGGGAUAUUUACUUAUUGGAGCGGUGCCAUGCUGAUGGCCUUCACUGGGCCCACUCUACCGCUAAUCUUGACGCGACGAGUCAUUCUCCAAACAACACUGACAGUCUCCAAUGUUCCCGGGCCAACUGAGCCUGUCACUUUUGGUGGAAAUCCCAUUGUCGGCAUCUUCCCUAUAGUGUCUGGACAUCCACAGUCCUUGUCCAUAUACUUGCAAACAUACAAUGGUAAAGCGAACCUGGUGGUCAUGUCAGCUAAAUCGGUCCUUCCAGAUCCAGAAAAGCUCCUUAACUUGAUGAUUGACUCCUUGAAGAACAUGGUGAAAGCAGCCAAGGCCAAGGGAUCGAACUAACCGAGAAAGCAUUGAUAAAAAGCAGAAGGAAAUACUUAGAUGUGGCUAUCAUGUGAAAUAGUUAAAUAUUACUGUUGGGAAAGCUUGUGUAGUUUAACCUGAGGAUUAUCACAUGGGCUGCUAGUUUUUUUUUGCAAUUGGGCGAUUAUUCAAAGGGGGCGUGCCAGUUGUAUAGUAUUGGUCAAGUGCAGCCUGUAAAAUCGAGUUGGAUUUGCAAAUUUCAUCUCUGCUGCAUCUGCAGUAUAUUGAAUUCUCUACAUUGAAAUUGUUUUCUACGGGAAUGUUAAGAAAUUAUCGUUGACUCCACUUUCUUAUUCAA